Messenger RNA from Sphaeramia orbicularis (orbiculate cardinalfish), 17856 nucleotides. RefSeq names its product mucin-2-like. The record is from RefSeq and is a predicted model, not a curated record. The transcript has 49 exons. Gene Ontology annotation, molecular function: protein binding. The coding region runs from base 1 to 17721 and encodes 5906 amino acids. Gene Ontology annotation, cellular component: extracellular matrix. NCBI's taxonomy places the organism in Eukaryota, Metazoa, Chordata, Actinopteri, Kurtiformes, Apogonidae.
AUGGGGACCAGGAUAGUCCAGUCCACAUUCCUGCUGUUCCUGACGCUGGCGCUGGCAUCGGCCUAUCAGAUUGGUAAUGCGUCCCACAUCGGCCGGGUCUGCACCACCUGGGGUCACUACCACUGGAAGACCUUCGACGGACUCUUCUACCAACUGCCCUCCACCUGUAACCACGUGUUGGCGUCGCAGUGUCAGGGCAGCUAUGAGAACUUCAACAUCCAAAUGAGACGCAAGGAGACGGACGGCGUCCCCACCAUCGAAUCCAUCACCAUGAAACUGGACGGAUCUGUGGUGGAACUGUCUGACGGCAUGGUCGUCAUCAACGGAAAGACUGUGACUCUGCCGGUGGUCAUCAACGGGGUGACGGUCAAAGGGACGAUGUCAAGUAUCACCGUCGACGCCAAACUUGGCAUCAGAGCGAUCUGGAACCUGGAUGACUCCCUGGAUAUUGAAAUCGACAACAAAUAUCAGAGUCAGAUUUGUGGACUCUGUGGAAACUUCGACGGUGAAUCCAAUGACAUCGUGAAAGACGGAGUUUCAUUGUCAGCGACAGAAUUUGGUGAAAUCUACAAGGUGAACGGUCCGACAGAGGAAUGUGAGGAACCGGAGGUCAGCCCUGUGGUCAGCUGUGGAGAUCAGGCGUUCUGCCAGGACGUCUUCUCCAGCGCUCCAUUUAGCAGCUGUCAGAACCUCCUGGACGUGGACGCCUUCAGCAGAACCUGUAUGACCGACAUGUGCAACUCCAAAAACAACACCAACUCCUUCCUCUGCAAAACCAUCUCAGAGUUCUCCAGACAAUGUGUCCACGCAGGCGGCGUUCCACAGAAGUGGAGGAACGCCACCUUCUGCUAUAAACAGUGUCCGUCCAACAUGGAGUUCCAGGAGUGCACCAGCUCGUGUCCGGACAGCUGUUCCAACCCUCAGGCCAGUCACACCUGUGAUGACCACUGUCUGGACCGCUGCAGCUGCCCCGCCGGUUCGGUCUUCGAUGACAUCGGCCACAGCGGCUGUGUGACAGUGGAUCAGUGUCCAUGUGUCCACAACAGUAAGGUGUACCAGUCUGGGGAGGGGUACUCCUACAACUGCAGAUCCUGUGUCUGUGACGGUGGACAGUGGAGGUGUACAGAACAGAACUGUCCAGGAACCUGCUCGGUGGAGGGCGGAGCCCACGUCAACACAUUUGACGGGAAAGUCUACACCUUCCAUGGAGACUGUUCCUAUGUACUGGCCAAGCAAAGUAAUGGUUCUGCGUACACAGUUCUGGUGGACCUGGUCAAGUGUGGUCUAUCUGAGAGCCGGACCUGCCUCAGAGCUGUGACUGUGGCUCUGUACAGCAACUCAGUGGUCGUUAAAGUCCAGUCCUCAGGACAGAUCUACGUCAACCAGAUCCUCUCUCAGCUUCCACUUCACACAUCUGACCUGAAGGUCUUCAAACCCUCGUCCUUCUACGUGGUCAUCGGUACCCGGGUGGGGGUCCAGGUGAUGGUUCAGCUUUUACCCAUGAUGCAGGUGUUUAUUUCAGCCAAGAACACACUCAAAGGAACCACAGCUGGUUUAUGUGGAAACUUCAACAGUAUCAUGAGUGAUGACUUCCGGGUCAUGAGUGGUUUGGUGGAGGGAACGGCGGCAGCGUUCGCCAACACAUGGAAAACCAGAGCCAGCUGUCCUGACGUCAGCAGGAGAUUUGAACAUCCAUGUACCCAGGGCAUCAGCAAAGAACGGUAUGCUCAGUACUGGUGUUCCAAACUGUCAGAUCCACAGGGGGUUUUUGCCUCUUGUCACGCCCUCAUUAGUCCCGACCAGUACGAGAAGAACUGCAUCUACGACAGCUGUAACUGCGACAAAAGUGAGGAGUGCAUGUGCACGGCGGUGUCGGCUUACGUUUACGCCUGUUCAGCUGCAGGGGUGGUGAUGCGUGGAUGGAGGACGACCAUCUGUGGUAAAUUCAGUGCGUCGUGUCCAGCAGAAACUGUGUACGACUACAACAUGACCAGCUGCAGUCGGACCUGCCGCUCCCUCAGCCAGGUCGACUACUCCUGUCAGGAGACAUUCCCCGCAGUGGACGGAUGUGGGUGUGCAGACGGAACCUACAUGAACGACGAGGGACAGUGUGUCCCCAGUGCAAACUGUCCCUGUUACGAUAAAGACACCAUAAUACCUGCUGGACAGACGCACAACAAAGAUGGCGUCAACUGUGUCUGCAGACAGGGGGCACUCAUCUGCUCUGGGGGGUCACAAAUACUGGACACACUGACCUGCUCGUCCCCUAUGGUGUACUUUGAAUGCUCCACUGCGCCCCCUGGAGCCACUGGGACUGAAUGUCAGAAGAGCUGCAGUACUUUGGACAUGGCCUGUGUCAGUACUGGCUGUACGUCUGGGUGCAGAUGUCCAGAUAACCUGGUGUCCGACGGGGCCGGAGGCUGCAUCCCUGAGUCCAGAUGUCCAUGUGUCCAUAACGGACAGGUCUACCAACCUGGACAGACUCUGACCGUGGACUGCAACACCUGCUCCUGCAGCGGCAGAACCUUCACCUGCACCACCAACGUAUGUGACGCCGUCUGUGGAAUCUACGGAGACGGACACUAUGUCACAUUUGACGAUAAAAGAUUCGACUUCAACGGACAGUGUGAAUACACACUACUACAGGACUACUGUGAUGCCGGUCAGGGAACCUUCAGAAUUAUUACUGAGAAUAUUCCAUGCGGAACCACAGGAACCACAUGCUCCAGAUCCAUCAAAAUCUUCCUAGGGGAAAAUGAGUUCCAGUUGAAGGACGACAGCUUUCAGGUGGUGAGGGGCACCAACCAGGUGUUACCUUCUCAGGUGCACAAGAUGGGGAUCUACCUGGUGGUGCAGAUCAAAACAGGAGUGGUGCUGAUGUGGGACCAAAAGACCAGCCUUUUUAUUAAACUCAGUCCACAGUUCCAGGGUCAAGUCUGCGGUCUGUGUGGAAACUAUGAUGGUAACAGUAGGAACGACUUCACCACCCGUUCCCAUGAGCAGGUUUCAGACGUGUUAGAGUUCGGAAACAGCUGGAAGAUUUCCCCCAGCUGCCCCAACGCCGAGCUCAUCAGUAACCCCUGCACCUCCAACCCAUACCGGGCAUCCUGGGCCCAGAAACAGUGCAGCAUCAUCACCAGUGUCACCUUCCAGAGCUGCCACUCAAAGGUCGACCCUGGUCCACACUUUGAUAACUGUGUACGAGACUCUUGUGCAUGUGACACCGGUGGGGACUGUGAGUGUCUGUGCACCGCUGUGGCCGCCUAUGCCAAAGCCUGUAACGAAGCCGGAGCCUGUGUCAAAUGGAGGAAACCCAAGCUGUGUCCGAUUUUCUGCGACUACUAUAACUCUCCUGGUGGCUGUGAGUGGCACUACAAGCCCUGUGGAGCUGACUGCAUGAAGACCUGCAGGAAUCCAUCUGGGAACUGCUCCAACCUCAUCACUGCAGUCGAAGGCUGUUACCCACAGUGCCCCCCUGACCAACCAUACUUUGAUGAAGACACCAUGAAAUGUGUUCCCUGGAACCAGUGUGGCUGUUAUGAUGACAAAGGAACCCACUACAAAGUUGGACAAGAAGUUCCAUCAAAAAAUUGUUACAACUGCUCCUGUACAAAUUCUGGAAUCAACUGCAGCUACCAAGUGAACUCUUGUACGUGUUUCAUUAACGGAAGAAUCUACAAAUAUGGAGAACCCAUUUACAACACCACCGAUGGACUAGGAAACUGCAUCUCAGCUGAAUGUGGAGCCAAUGGAACAAUAACAAGAUACAUGUACCCUUGUGUAUCAACAACCACUCCUGGACCAACGACAACACCGUUCAUUUUCACCACUACUGUUAGCACAACUUCAGGUACAACUAAUGUACCAGAACCAAACACAACAACAAAAGAAACCACUACAGCACCACUUAGAACAACGACUGUAGGAGGAACAACAUCAAAGAUAACAACAGUGUUUGAAACUACAACUACAGUACCUGAGGUCACAACAACUCAACAUGUUGAAACAACUACAUUGGAAGAAACAACAGUCCAGAUCUCCACAACAAAACCACCAAAGGUGGUUACCACUGGACCUGUCACAACCUCUACCAGACCUGUGGUCUCAACCACAUCAACCAAAGGACCAACAACACAGGAAACUACAACCAAACAUGUUGAAACAACCACUUUGGAAGAAACAACAGUCCAGGUCUCCACAACAAAACCACCCAAGGUAGUGACCACUGGGCCUGUCACAACCUCUACCACAGCUGUUGUUGAAACUACAACUACAGUACCUGGGGUCACAACAACAAGUGCAGAAACACCUGUUGUAACAUCGAAACCUUCUGUCUCAACCACAUCAACCAAAGGACCAACAACACAGGAAACUACAACCAAACAUGUUGAAACAACCACUUUGGAAGAAACAACAGUCCAGGUCUCCACAACAAAACCACCUAAAGUAGUGACCACUGGGCCUGUCACAACCUCUACCACAGCUUUUGUUGAAACUACAACUGCAGUACCUGGGGUCACAACAACAAGUGCAGAAACACCUGUCAUAACAUCGAAACCUUCUGUCUCAACCACAUCAACCAAAGGACCAACAACACAGGAAACUACAACCAAACAUGUUGAAACAACUACACUGGAAGAAACAACAGUACAGGUCUCCACAACAAAACCACCCAAGGUAGUUACCACUGGGCCUUUCACAACCUCUACCACAGCUGUUGUUGAAACUACAACUACAGUACCUGGGGUCACAACAACAAGUGAAGAAACACCUGUUGUAACAUCGAAACCUUCUGUCUCAACCACAUCAACCAAAGGACCAACAACACAGGAAACUACAACCAAACAUGUUGAAACAACUACACUGGAAGAAACAACAGUCCAGGUCUCCACAACAAAACCACCUAAGGUAGUGACCUCUGGGCCUGUCACCACCUCUACCACAGUUGUUGUUGAAACUACAACUGCAGUACCUGGGGUCACAACAACAAGUGCAGAAACACCUGUUGUAACAUCGAAACCUUCUGUCUCAACCACAUCAACGAAAGGACCAACAACACAGGAAACUACAACCAAACAUGUUGAAACAACCACUUUGGAAAAAACAACAGUCCAGGUCUCCACAACACAACCACCCAAAGUAGUUACCACUGGGCCUGUCACAACCUCUACCACACCUGUGGUGGAAACUACAACUACAGUACCUGGGGUCACAACCACAAGUGCAGAAACACCUGUUGUAACAUCAAAACCUUCUGUCUCAACCACAUCAACCAAAGGACCAACAACACAGGAAACUACAACCAAACAUGUUGAAACAACCACUUUGGAAGAAACAACAGUCCAGGUCUCCACAACAAAACCACCUAAGGUAGUGACCACUGGGCCUGUCACCACCUCUACCACAGUUGUUGUUGAAACUACAACUGCAGUACCUGGGGUCACAACAACAAGUGCAGAAACACCUGUUGUAACAUCGAAACCUUCUGUCUCAACCACAUCAACCAAAGGACCAACAACACAGGAAACUACAACCAAACAUGUUGAAACAACCACUUUGGAAGAAACAACAGUCCAGGUCUCCACAACAAAACCACCUAAAGUAGUGACCACUGGGCCUGUCACCACCUCUACCACAGUUGUUGUUGAAACUACAACUGCAGUACCUGGGGUCACAACAACAAGUGCAGAAACACCUGUUGUAACAUCGAAACCUUCUUUCUCAACCACAUCAACCAAAGGACCAACAACACAGGAAACUACAACCAAACAUGUUGAAACAACAACACUGGAAGAAACAACAGUCCAGGUCUCCACAACAAAACCACCCAAGGUAGUUACCACUGGGCCUGUCACAACCUCUACCACAGUUGUUGUUGAAACUACAACUACAGUACCUGGGGUCACAACAACAAGUGCAGAAACACCUGUUGUAACCUCAAAACCUUCAGUCUCAACCACAUCAACCAAAGGACCAACAACACAGGAAACUACAACCAAACAUGUUGAAACAUCUACACUGGAAGAAACAACAGUCCAGGUCUCCACAACAAAACCACCCAAGGUAGUGACCACUGGGCCUGUCACAACCUCUACCACAGCUGUUGUUGAAACUACAACUACAGUACCUGGGGUCACAACCACAAGUGCAGAAACACCUGUUGUAACAUCGAAACCUUCUGUCUCAACCACAUCAACCAAAGGACCAACAACACAGGAAACUACAACCAAACAUGUUGAAACAACCACUUUGGAAGAAACAACAGUCCAGGUCUCCACAACAAAACCACCUAAGGUAGUGACCACUGGGCCUGUCACCACCUCUACCACAGUUGUUGUUGAAACUACAACUGCAGUACCUGGGGUCACAACAACAAGUGCAGAAACACCUGUUGUAACAUCGAAACCUUCUGUCUCAACCACAUCAACCAAAGGACCAACAACACAGGAAACUACAACCAAACAUGUUGAAACAACUACACUGGAAGAAACAACAGUCCAGGUCUCCACAACAAAACCACCCAAGGUAGUUACCACUGGGCCUGUCACAACCUCUACCACACCUGUGGUGGAAACUACAACUACAGUACCUGGGGUCACAACAACAAGUGCAGAAACACCUGUUGUAACAUCGAAACCUUCUGUCUCAACCACAUCAACCAAAGGACCAACAACACAGGAAACUACAACCAAACAUGUUGAAACAACUACACUGGAAGAAACAACAGUCCAGGUCUCCACAACAAAACCACCAAAGGUAGUUACCACUGGGCCUUUCACAACCUCUACCACAGCUGUUGUUGAAACUACAACUACAGUACCUGGGGUCACAACAACAAGUGAAGAAACACCUGUUGUAACAUCGAAACCUUCUGUCUCAACCACAUCAACCAAAGGACCAACAACACAGGAAACUACAACCAAACAUGUUGAAACAACUACACUGGAAGAAACAACAGUCCAGGUCUCCACAACAAAACCACCUAAGGUAGUGACCUCUGGGCCUGUCACCACCUCUACCACAGUUGUUGUUGAAACUACAACUGCAGUACCUGGGGUCACAACAACAAGUGCAGAAACACCUGUUGUAACAUCGAAACCUUCUGUCUCAACCACAUCAACGAAAGGACCAACAACACAGGAAACUACAACCAAACAUGUUGAAACAACCACUUUGGAAAAAACAACAGUCCAGGUCUCCACAACACAACCACCCAAAGUAGUUACCACUGGGCCUGUCACAACCUCUACCACACCUGUGGUGGAAACUACAACUACAGUACCUGGGGUCACAACCACAAGUGCAGAAACACCUGUUGUAACAUCAAAACCUUCUGUCUCAACCACAUCAACCAAAGGACCAACAACACAGGAAACUACAACCAAACAUGUUGAAACAACCACUUUGGAAGAAACAACAGUCCAGGUCUCCACAACACAACCACCCAAAGUAGUUACCACUGGGCCUGUCACAACCUCUACCACAGUUGUUGUUGAAACUACAACUGCAGUACCUGGGGUCACAACAACAAGUGCAGAAACACCUGUUGUAACAUCGAAACCUUCUGUCUCAACCACAUCAACCAAAGGACCAACAACACAGGAAACUACAACCAAACAUGUUGAAACAACCACUUUGGAAGAAACAACAGUCCAGGUCUCCACAACAAAACCACCUAAAGUAGUGACCACUGGGCCUGUCACCACCUCUACCACAGUUGUUGUUGAAACUACAACUGCAGUACCUGGGGUCACAACAACAAGUGCAGAAACACCUGUUGUAACAUCGAAACCUUCUUUCUCAACCACAUCAACCAAAGGACCAACAACACAGGAAACUACAACCAAACAUGUUGAAACAACAACACUGGAAGAAACAACAGUCCAGGUCUCCACAACAAAACCACCCAAGGUAGUUACCACUGGGCCUGUCACAACCUCUACCACAGUUGUUGUUGAAACUACAACUACAGUACCUGGGGUCACAACAACAAGUGCAGAAACACCUGUUGUAACCUCAAAACCUUCAGUCUCAACCACAUCAACCAAAGGACCAACAACACAGGAAACUACAACCAAACAUGUUGAAACAUCUACACUGGAAGAAACAACAGUCCAGGUCUCCACAACAAAACCACCCAAGGUAGUGACCACUGGGCCUGUCACAACCUCUACCACAGCUGUUGUUGAAACUACAACUACAGUACCUGGGGUCACAACCACAAGUGCAGAAACACCUGUUGUAACAUCGAAACCUUCUGUCUCAACCACAUCAACCAAAGGACCAACAACACAGGAAACUACAACCAAACAUGUUGAAACAACCACUUUGGAAGAAACAACAGUCCAGGUCUCCACAACAAAACCACCUAAGGUAGUGACCACUGGGCCUGUCACCACCUCUACCACAGUUGUUGUUGAAACUACAACUGCAGUACCUGGGGUCACAACAACAAGUGCAGAAACACCUGUUGUAACAUCGAAACCUUCUGUCUCAACCACAUCAACCAAAGGACCAACAACACAGGAAACUACAACCAAACAUGUUGAAACAACUACACUGGAAGAAACAACAGUCCAGGUCUCCACAACAAAACCACCCAAGGUAGUUACCACUGGGCCUGUCACAACCUCUACCACACCUGUGGUGGAAACUACAACUACAGUACCUGGGGUCACAACCACAAGUGCAGAAACACCUGUUGUAACCUCAAAACCUUCUGUCUCAACCACAUCAACCAAAGGACCAACAACACAGGAAACUACAACCAAACAUGUUGAAACAACUACACUGGAAGAAACAACAGUCCAGGUCUCCACAACAAAACCACCUAAGGUAGUUACCACUGGGCCUUUCACAACCUCUACCACAGCUGUUGUUGAAACUACAACUACAGUACCUGGGGUCACAACAACAAGUGCAGAAACACCUGUUGUAACAUCGAAACCUUCUGUCUCAACCACAUCAACCAAAGGACCAACAACACAGGAAACUACAACCAAACAUGUUGAAACAACUACACUGGAAGAAACAACAGUCCAGGUCUCCACAACAAAACCACCUAAGGUAGUGACCACUGGGCCUGUCACCACCUCUACCACAGUUGUUGUUGAAACUACAACUGCAGUACCUGGGGUCACAACAACAAGUGCAGAAACACCUGUUGUAACAUCGAAACCUUCUGUCUCAACCACAUCAACCAAAGGACCAACAACACAGGAAACUACAACCAAACAUGUUGAAACAACCACUUUGGAAGAAACAACAGUCCAGGUCUCCACAACAAAACCACCUAAAGUAGUUACCACUGGGCCUGUCACAACCUCUACCACAGCUUUUGUUGAAACUACAACUACAGUACCUGGGGUCACAACAACAAGUGCAGAAACACCUGUCAUAACAUCGAAACCUUCUGUCUCAACCACAUCAACCAAAGGACCAACAACACAGGAAACUACAACCAAACAUGUUGAAACAACUACACUGGAAGAAACAACAGUCCAGGUCUCCACAACAAAACCACCCAAGGUAGUUACCACUGGGCCUUUCACAACCUCUACCACACCUGUGGUGGAAACUACAACUACAGUACCUGGGGUCACAACCACAAGUGCAGAAACACCUGUUGUAACAUCGAAACCUUCUGUCUCAACCACAUCAACCAAAGGACCAACAACACAGGAAACUACAACCAAACAUGUUGAAACAACUACACUGGAAGAAACAACAGUCCAGGUCUCCACAACAAAACCACCUAAGGUAGUGACCACUGGGCCUGUCACCACCUCUACCACAGUUGUUGUUGAAACUACAACUGCAGUACCUGGGGUCACAACAACAAGUGCAGAAACACCUUUUGUAACAUCGAAACCUUCUGUCUCAACCACAUCAACCAAAGGACCAACAACACAGGAAACUACAACCAAACAUGUUGAAACAACUACACUGGAAGAAACAACAGUCCAGGUCUCCACAACAAAACCACCUAAGGUAGUGACCACUGGGCCUUUCACAACCUCUACCACACCUGUGGUGGAAACUACAACUGCAGUACCUGGGGUCACAACCACAAGUGCAGAAACACCUGUUGUAACAUCGAAACCUUCUGUCUCAACCACAUCAACCAAAGGACCAACAACACAGGAAACUACAACCAAACAUGUUGAAACAACUACACUGGAAGAAACAACAGUCCAGGUCUCCACAACAAAACCACCUAAGGUAGUGACCACUGGGCCUGUCACCACCUCUACCACAGUUGUUGUUGAAACUACAACUGCAGUACCUGGGGUCACAACAACAAGUGCAGAAACACCUGUUGUAACAUCGAAACCUUCUGUCUCAACCACAUCAACCAAAGGACCAACAACACAGGAAACUACAACCAAACAUGUUGAAACAACUACACUGGAAGAAACAACAGUCCAGGUCUCCACAACAAAACCACCUAAGGUAGUUACCACUGGGCCUGUCACAACCUCUACCACAGCUGUUGUUGAAACUACAACUACAGUACCUGGGGUCACAACAACAAGUGCAGAAACCCCUGUUGUAACCUCAAAACCUUCAGUCUCAACCACAUCAACCAAAGGACCAACAACACAGGAAACUACAACCAAACAUGUUGAAACAUCUACACUGGAAGAAACAACAGUCCAGGUCUCCACAACAAAACCACCCAAGGUAGUUACCACUGGGCCUGUCACAACCUCUACCACAGCUGUUGUUGAAACUACAACUACAGUACCUGGGGUCACAACAACAAGUGCAGAAACACCUGUUGUAACAUCGAAACCUUCAGUCUCAACCACAUCAACCAAAGGACCAACAACACAGGAAACUACAACCAAACAUGUUGAAACAACUACACUGGAAGAAACAACAGUCCAGGUCUCCACAACAAAACCACCUAAGGUAGUGACCACUGGGCCUGUCACCACCUCUACCACAGUUGUUGUUGAAACUACAACUGCAGUACCUGGGGUCACAACAACAAGUGCAGAAACACCUGUUGUAACAUCGAAACCUUCUUUCUCAACCACAUCAACCAAAGGACCAACAACACAGGAAACUACAACCAAACAUGUUGAAACAACAACACUGGAAGAAACAACAGUCCAGGUCUCCACAACAAAACCACCCAAGGUAGUUACCACUGGGCCUGUCACAACCUCUACCACAGUUGUUGUUGAAACUACAACUACAGUACCUGGGGUCACAACAACAAGUGCAGAAACACCUGUCAUAACAUCGAAACCUUCUGUCUCAACCACAUCAACCAAAGGACCAACAACACAGGAAACUACAACCAAACAUGUUGAAACAACUACACUGGAAGAAACAACAGUCCAGGUCUCCACAACAAAACCACCUAAGGUAGUUACCACUGGGCCUGUCACAACCUCUACCACAGCUGUUGUUGAAACUACAACUACAGUACCUGGGGUCACAACAACAAGUGCAGAAACCCCUGUUGUAACCUCAAAACCUUCAGUCUCAACCACAUCAACCAAAGGACCAACAACACAGGAAACUACAACCAAACAUGUUGAAACAUCUACACUGGAAGAAACAACAGUCCAGGUCUCCACAACAAAACCACCCAAGGUAGUUACCACUGGGCCUGUCACAACCUCUACCACAGCUGUUGUUGAAACUACAACUACAGUACCUGGGGUCACAACAACAAGUGCAGAAACACCUGUUGUAACAUCGAAACCUUCUUUCUCAACCACAUCAACCAAAGGACCAACAACACAGGAAACUACAACCAAACAUGUUGAAACAACAACACUGGAAGAAACAACAGUCCAGGUCUCCACAACAAAACCACCUAAGGUAGUUACCACUGGGCCUGUCACAACCUCUACCACAGCUGUUGUUGAAACUACAACUACAGUACCUGGGGUCACAACAACAAGUGCAGAAACCCCUGUUGUAACCUCAAAACCUUCAGUCUCAACCACAUCAACCAAAGGACCAACAACACAGGAAACUACAACCAAACAUGUUGAAACAUCUACACUGGAAGAAACAACAGUCCAGGUCUCCACAACAAAACCACCCAAGGUAGUUACCACUGGGCCUGUCACAACCUCUACCACAGCUGUUGUUGAAACUACAACUACAGUACCUGGGGUCACAACAACAAGUGCAGAAACACCUGUUGUAACAUCGAAACCUUCUGUCUCAACCACAUCAACCAAAGGACCAACAACACAGGAAACUACAACCAAACAUGUUGAAACAACAACACUGGAAGAAACAACAGUCCAGGUCUCCACAACAAAACCACCCAAGGUAGUUACCACUGGGCCUGUCACAACCUCUACCACAGUUGUUGUUGAAACUACAACUACAGUACCUGGGGUCACAACAACAAGUGCAGAAACACCUGUUGUAACAUCGAAACCUUCUGUCUCAACCACAUCAACCAAAGGACCAACAACACAGGAAACUACAACCAAACAUGUUGAAACAACUACACUGGAAGAAACAACAGUCCAGGUCUCCACAACAAAACCACCUAAGGUAGUUACCACUGGGCCUGUCACAACCUCUACCACAGCUGUUGUUGAAACUACAACUACAGUACCUGGGGUCACAACAACAAGUGCAGAAACACCUGUUGUAACAUCGAAACCUUCUGUCUCAACCACAUCAACCAAAGGACCAACAACACAGGAAACUACAACCAAACAUGUUGAAACAACUACACUGGAAGAAACAACAGUCCAGGUCUCCACAACAAAACCACCUAAGGUAGUGACCACUGGGCCUGUCACCACCUCUACCACAGUUGUUGUUGAAACUACAACUGCAGUACCUGGGGUCACAACCACAAGUGCAGAAACACCUGUUGUAACCUCAAAACCUUCUGUCUCAACCACAUCAACCAAAGGACCAACAACACAGGAAACUACAACCAAACAUGUUGAAACAACCACUUUGGAAGAAACAACAGUCCAGGUCUCCACAACAAAACCACCUAAAGUAGUGACCACUGGGCCUGUCACCACCUCUACCACAGUUGUUGUUGAAACUACAACUGCAGUACCUGGGGUCACAACAACAAGUGCAGAAACACCUGUUGUAACAUCGAAACCUUCUGUCUCAACCACAUCAACCAAAGGACCAACAACACAGGAAACUACAACCAAACAUGUUGAAACAACAACACUGGAAGAAACAACAGUCCAGGUCUCCACAACAAAACCACCCAAGGUAGUUACCACUGGGCCUGUCACAACCUCUACCACAGUUGUUUUUGAAACUACAACUACAGUACCUGGGGUCACAACAACAAGUGCAGAAACACCUGUUGUAACCUCAAAACCUUCUGUCUCAACCACAUCAACCAAAGGACCAACAACACAGGAAACUACAACCAAACAUGUUGAAACAUCUACACUGGAAGAAACAACAGUCCAGGUCUCCACAACAAAACCACCCAAGGUAGUGACCACUGGGCCUGUCACAACCUCUACCACAGCUGUUUUUGAAACUACAACUACAGUACCUGGGGUCACAACAACAAGUGCAGAAACCCCUGUUGUAACCUCAAAACCUUCAGUCUCAACCACAUCAACCAAAGGACCAACAACACAGGAAACUACAACCAAACAUGUUGAAACAUCUACACUGGAAGAAACAACAGUCCAGGUCUCCACAACAAAACCACCCAAGGUAGUUACCACUGGGCCUGUCACAACCUCUACCACAGCUGUUGUUGAAACUACAACUACAGUACCUGGGGUCACAACAACAAGUGCAGAAACACCUGUUGUAACAUCGAAACCUUCUGUCUCAACCACAUCAACCAAAGGACCAACAACACAGGAAACUACAACCAAACAUGUUGAAACAACCACUUUGGAAGAAACAACAGUCCAGGUCUCCACAACAAAACCACCCAAGGUAGUGACCACUGGGCCUGUCACCACCUCUACCACAGUUGUUGUUGAAACUACAACUGCAGUACCUGGGGUCACAACAACAAGUGCAGAAACACCUGUUGUAACAUCGAAACCUUCUUUCUCAACCACAUCAACCAAAGGACCAACAACACAGGAAACUACAACCAAACAUGUUGAAACAACAACACUGGAAGAAACAACAGUCCAGGUCUCCACAACAAAACCACCCAAGGUAGUUACCACUGGGCCUGUCACAACCUCUACCACAGUUGUUGUUGAAACUACAACUACAGUACCUGGGGUCACAACAAGUGCAGAAACACCUGUUGUAACCUCAAAACCUUCAGUCUCAACCACAUCAACCAAAGGACCAACAACACAGGAAACUACAACCAAACAUGUUGAAACAUCUACACUGGAAGAAACAACAGUCCAGGUCUCCACAACAAAACCACCCAAGGUAGUGACCACUGGGCCUGUCACAACCUCUACCACAGUUGUUGUUGAAACUACAACUACAGUACCUGGGGUCACAACAACAAGUGCAGAAACACCUGUUGUAACAUCGAAACCUUCUGUCUCAACCACAUCAACCAAAGGACCAAUAACACAGGAAACUACAACCAAACAUGUUGAAACAACCACUUUGGAAGAAACAACAGUCCAGGUCUCCACAACAAAACCACCUAAGGUAGUGACCACUGGGCCUGUCACAACCUCUACCACAGCUGUUGUUGAAACUACAACUGAAGUACCUGGGGUCACAACAACAAGUGUAGAAACACCUGUUGUAACAUCGAAACCUUCUGUCUCAACCACAUCAACCAAAGGACCAACAACACAGGAAACUACAACCAAACAUUUUGAAACAACUACACUGGAAGAAACAACAGUCCAGGUCUCCACAACAAAACCACCCAAGGUAGUUACCACUGGGCCUGUCACAACCUCUACCACACCUGUGGUGGAAACUACAACUGCAGUACUUGGGGUCACAACAACAAGUGCAGAAACACCUGUUGUUGUUACAGAAACGCCACAGACGACAACAACUGUCAUUACAAGGCCUCAAAUCGUGAACACAACCACUAUAUUGACUUCAACCGAAUUACCACCCACAGCUACCACGUCUAUUGGUCCAAUAACACAGACACUUCCAGGUACCACUGGUUUUUACACAAGUAGCUUCUACACUACUGGAUCAACCAGGACCACAGUGGCUUCAACUUCUUCACUGCUCUCCACCACCACAACAAUAUGCAAAUGUGUUGUUAACGGAACCUCAUAUCUCCCUGGGGACCAGGUUUAUAAUGUCACUGAUGGCUUAGGGUGGUGUGUCUAUGCUUACUGCAACUUAUCUUGCAAAGUUGAGACACGCUUUGUCCCAUGUCCAACAACACCAAUACCCAGCACUACCCCCACAACCACUCCUACGUCUUUCUCAACGACCCCUUCUGCAAACACCCUUGACUGCACUCAUGUUUCUCCUCCAAGAAAGAAUGGAGAAUCCUGGAAGGUAAACAACUGCACCACAGCUACUUGUACCGAUGGUGUUGUCAUCGAGACCCCAACUCCAUGUCCCACAGUACAACAACCGAUCUGCGCUAAUGGGCGCCAAGCUGUAAAGGUCUAUGACGAUACAGGAUGCUGCUUCCAUUAUCAGUGUGAAUGUGUGUGCAAUGUUUGGGGUGGAUCCCACUACCUGACAUUUGAUGGAACGUCAUACGAUUUCAAUGAGAACUGCUCCUACUACCUGGUCAAAGAGAUUAUCACAAAACACCAUUUGACUAUUAUAGUAAAUAGAGACGCCUGUAAUCCUCUAAGCACUGUCCCUUGUCCCCUCAGUCUCAGAAUUGAGUAUAAGUCCUUUGUAAUAGUCCUGAAACAGCAGCAGGCCAAAGGACAAACAGCCAACGAGGUGUUUGUGAAUCAGAAACGAGUCUAUCCCGCCUACAGAAAUUCUGAUCUGCAGAUGACUAGUACCGAUAUGGUGAUAACGAUGGAGAUCCCAGGUAUCGACACCAUAGUGGUCUACAGAGGGACCUCAGUCAGCAUCGACCUGCCCUAUUCCAUGUUUGGAGGAAACACCGAAGGCCAGUGCGGAACCUGUGACAACUCCCACUCCAAUGACUGCCGUUCUCCUAACGGCCAGGUGGAACCCUGCUCAGAGUCUGCAGGUCAUUGGCAUGUCCCAGGGACACCCUGUGUUGUCCCGACAACACCACCACCGACCACCACAGCAUCCACCACUGUGGAAACCCCAACCACAGAACCUCCCUGUAAACCUGCCAUCUGUGACGUCCUAAGCAGCAGUGUAUUUGGAGCAUGCCACUCAACCAUCCCCCCCAGACCGUUUGUUCAGUCGUGUGUGUCAGAUGUUUGUAGCGGCGGUAAUAACACAUGCUCCAGUCUGGAGGCCUACGCCACUGAGUGUUCUAACGCCGGAAUCUGCAUCGACUGGAGGAACGCCACUGCCGGCCACUGUGAGCAUAAAUGUGAAGGAGAUAAAGUUUACAUGGCCUGUGGACCUGCUGUGGAACCCACAUGUAAUGACAGAUACAACCAGAAGUUCCAGAGUGACAGCGGAUCCUCCUCCAAUAAGACCAGAGAAGGAUGUUUCUGUCCCAGUGGAACCAUCCUAUUUAACACUGUGUACCACACAUGUGUGACCUCCUGUGAUUGUGUUGGACCUGAUGGAAAACCCAAACAGCCUGGAGACACAUGGACCAGUGGAUGUAACACCUGCGUCUGCGAUAAAGACUCCAUGAGCAUCCAGUGUGAGCCUUACCAGUGUCCAACAGCCAACACCAGCCUGAGCUGCACUGAACCUGGACAGCAGCUGGUCAACCAGACAGACGGCUGCUGCUCACACCAGUCAUGUGAAUGUAACGUCAGCCGGUGCCCUGCGGUGGUCACAUGUCCAGUGGGUUUUCAACUCAAGGCCACUGAAGGAAUCUGCUGCCAGAUCUACCAGUGUGUUCCUAAAGAUGUUUGUGUCUAUAACAUGGUUGAAUACCAGCCCGGAGAAAGGAUCUCAGUUCCAGUAACACCAUCAGAACCACCGUUAGAAGCACCAUCAGUAACACAAGGAUCACCACUGUCCACCACCAACGGAACUUCACUGGACCCAUGUCAGGAGUGUUUCUGUAGCCUGAAGAAGAACCCGAUCACCCACACUCACAUCAUCACCUGCAAACCCAUAGAAUGUGACAAGAACUGCACGGAGGGGUAUGAAUAUGAGCCUGAACCUGGGAAGUGCUGUGGCAGGUGUGUUCCGAAGGACUGUAUCGUCACCGUUGAUGGUUCCACUGUCAUCAUUAAGGUUAACAACACCUUUGUGCCUCCUAACGACAAGUGUGCGAUUUACACUUGUGAGAUGAUUGAGGGUCGGCCUGUUACCAAGGAGACGGAGACAUCGUGUCCACCCUUCGACCCGUCAGACUGUGAACCUGGCACCGAGACCACUGACGCCAACGGCUGUUGCAGACACUGUCAGAAGCUCAGUGUCUGUGACGUCCAGUCCAGUGUGUCUGUCCUGGAGGUGGAUGGAUGUCGGAGCUCUCAGCCCAUCAACAUGACCUUCUGCUCUGGAACCUGUGGAAGCUCCUCCAUGUACUCAGCAUCAUCCAACAUGAUGAUGCACAGCUGUGGUUGUUGUCAGGAGGUCCGGACCCGUCAGAUGGAGGCGGUUCUGAUCUGCGCUGAUGGUUCCACGGUCCAACACUCGUACACAGUGGUGGAGACGUGUCAGUGCAGUCAGAGCGACUGUACACCGGCGUCCAAACAACGACGCAGGAGACGCUGAAUCCGUCCAACAGGCUGUCCAAACCUCUAUCCUCUGUCCUCCUCAUAUUUAUAAGCUCAGAUCAGCUCCUCAUGUCACAGCUGAUGUGAUGAGAACUUUCCUUCUGUCAUUAUUAAAGUGAUCCGUCUGCAACAA